Habropoda laboriosa is the source of this 1026-nucleotide messenger RNA. RefSeq names its product protein ABHD13 (gene Bem46). Gene Ontology annotation, molecular function: palmitoyl-(protein) hydrolase activity. Gene Ontology annotation, cellular component: membrane. NCBI's taxonomy places the organism in Eukaryota, Metazoa, Arthropoda, Insecta, Hymenoptera, Apidae. The record is from RefSeq and is a predicted model, not a curated record. The transcript has 5 exons. Bases 1 to 1026 code for a protein of 341 amino acids.
AUGUCAUUUUGUAUGCGACUUGCUCGCAAUAAACUUAUUCGUUUAGUAGGAGGUAUAGCUAUGAAAUGUUGGACAUUCUCUGGAACUUGUAUACUUGCCUGUUUCCUUCUAUAUUGGUUGUAUGGGGGAAUAUCUGCUUUCUUCCUACUUUGUUUUGCCACUACAUGUGUAUUGUACCAUGGAGAAGAUCAACUUGUGUAUUGUCCAGAUUGGCCAGCUAAUUCUCGGGUAUAUGUUCCUGCACCUUCAAUAUUUAAUUUACCUUAUCAAAGUAUUUAUAUUAGAUCAGGAGAUGGUACAAUGUUACACAUGUUCUUUAUUUCUCAACCAGAGGAUAGAGCAAAAAAGGUGCCUACUUUAUUAUUUCUUCAUGGCAAUGCUGGUAAUGUGGGACAUAGAUUAAAGAAUGCAGUUGGAUUGUAUCAUAAUAUCCCAUGUAACAUUUUAAUGCUGGAGUACAGAGGCUAUGGUUUAUCACAAGGUUCACCAUCUGAAGAAGGUUUACAUAUGGAUGCUCGUGCUGGAAUUGAUUAUCUAUCUAGUAGAACUGAUAUAAAUACAAAUGAAAUAAUUGUAUUUGGCAGAUCAUUAGGUGGAGCUGUAGCCAUUAAUUUAGCUACAAAACCAGAAAACUCUCAAAGAAUUUGGUGUCUUAUUCUUGAAAACACGUUUACUAGUAUUCCUGAUGUGGCUGCAUUAUGUUUUAGAUUAAAAUUUUUACAAUAUCUACCACUUUUUCUAUUUAAAAAUAAGUAUCUGUCCAUUCUCAAUAUACGAUCCGUAACGGUACCUACAUUGUUAAUCUCUGGUCUAGCGGACAAAAUAGUGCCUCCGCAUAUGAUGCAAGAACUGUACAAAAACUGCAAAAGUUCAUGUAAAAGAAUACUUUCAAUUUCUAAAGGUACUCAUAAUGAAACGUGGUGUCAACCCGGGUAUUAUAAAAAUAUAUGUAAUUUCCUGAACGAGCUGAGGGAAAAUCCUCCAGUGCAAGUGACGUCUAGUCACUGGCAAAUAGAUGACAUAUAA